Pelagomonas calceolata is the source of this 7504-nucleotide messenger RNA. NCBI's taxonomy places the organism in Eukaryota, Pelagophyceae, Pelagomonadales, Pelagomonadaceae. The record is from the annotation of a GenBank genome assembly.
GCCGCGGCCGCCCGGGGCCUCGCCCUCUCGCUCUGCUACGUCAUGCACGCCGACUGGUUCAACGACGUCUGCGACGUCGACGUCGACGCGAAGAACAAACCGGAGCGCCCGCUGCCGUCGGGCGCCUGCAGCCGGGCGCAGGGCCUGCUCGUCGCCGCCUUCUACGGGUGCCUGGGCCUGGGCGUCACGCGGACGCCCCCGGAGCCGGCGCUGCGGCGCGCCUACGCCGCGGCCUUCGCCGCCAUGGGCGCCGCCGCCUUCCUCUACUCGGACGACCGCCUGCCGACGCGCCGCCUCGCGCGGCGCGCGCCGCUGGGCCGGGCGCUGGCCUUCUGCGGCAUCUACGCGGCCUUCGACGCGCUCAUGUACGUCGAGGCCUGCGACGCGCUGGGCCUCGCCCCGGCGCCGUUCGCCGCCAACCCGCUCUUCGGCGCGUUCCUCUGGGCCGCCGCCGCGACGGUCCCCUGGAACCUGGCGCUCCUCGUGGCGAAGGACCUCGGCGACGUCCCGGGUGACGCCGCGGCCGGCCUCCGGACGCUGCCGGCCGCGCUGCCGGACGACCGGAGCGCGGGGUGCCUCGUGCUUGCCCUGCCGGGACCCGAGUGGAAAUAUCGCGUGGACCUUCGUGAACCUCCACGCCACGCCAUCGAGCAGACGCGGUCACGGGGACAACGUCGCGUCGAUGGCGUGGAGGUACGCUUUUACGCACCUCGAAGGCAACGUCGUGCGCUUCGCUCCACUCUACCAGCAGUACAACGGCGGCGCUGCGAUGAAGACGCACUGGAUGAAAAACCGCAAUGCGACGAUCUUCGAGCCCCCGCACCGGAAGCGCCGGGGCCGGGUCUCGCAGAACUACCGGGACGAGCUGCAGAGAAGGCGGGCGAAGAAGGCCCGUGGGGCGCCCGAAAUUUGAUUUCCACACAGGCUGGGACUAGUCCGCGUGAUAGACGCCGCCGGACACGUCGCCGGCGCCUACGCGCCGGCCGUGGACCUCGGGCCCCUGGGCCGCGUGCCCGUCCAGGCGCCCGCGCUCCUCCUCGACGGCCUCGCGCUCGGCUACUACGCGGCGGUCGCGCGGACCCUCGACCUCGACGGCUCGCGGGCGAAGCGAUCCGCGUUCCUGGGCCGCUUCUGGCGCCUCCAGGCAGGGUGCCUCGCGCUGGCAUUUUACGAGCACCGCGCCCCCCAGACCGGAGCUUCGGAUUGACGGUAGAGAAUUCAUUUACUAUUAUCAUUUUACCAACAGCCGCCACACGUGAGUCAGGGCUCGAGCCGGGGACCCCGGCGUCGGGGCCAAGUUCGGGGCCUAGGCCCGACCCCCUCGCUUUACGCCGUGAAGGCCGGCCGCGAAGCGACGCACUGGCCCGAGGCGUCGAAGAGGCCCUGCCGGUCGCCGGCCGGCCGCUUCUGCACGAGUGGGGCCUCGACGGGUGCGCAGACGUGGUAGCACAGGACGGCGCCCAGCCCGAACGCCGCGGCGCACGCCAGGAGGCCCGCCACGACGAUGAGGCCGAUCAGGUUGUCGUCGUGCUCCCGCUCGGCCCGCUCCUCGCUCGCGUACUCGGGCCGCUCGUCCGCGAGGAAGAGGACGCACGCGACGACGCCGAAGCCGAGCGUGCCGACGACGUUGAAGAUCCACUGCUCGCCGCGCUCCUGCGGCAGCAGCGCGCCGGCCCAGCAGAGCGCGCACAUGGCGAUGAAGAAGAAGCUGAGGAGGAAGACGCCCAGGCCGACGCCGAGGACGCGCUCCUUGCCGGCGCGCCUCAGGCCCUGCUCCUCGGCCGCCGCGCGGCACGCGCAGAGGAGGACGGCGCCGGCCCAGCGCCGGCGGAGGCCCAUGCUCGCGGCGCCGGCGGGCCGGACGGGGCAGCGUGGGCGUUUUCGCGCCAUUUCAGGGGGGGUGAAAUUUUACCUGCUAGACACCAUGUCGAACCUACUAGGGGGGUAGGUAGGUAGGUCACUGCUGAGAUUCUGUUUUUACCAAUAGAGGCUUUGCGUUUCCGCGCGCGCGGUUGACCGCCGCGGCACGGCGCACGCGCACGAACGCGUGAUAUGAUGCGCCAGUGAAUGGAGAAAGGUUUGGGGUCGCAGGGGCGCCACAAGCGACGCCUGGAACGUCGAAACUAUUUUCGUGUUUUGCUAAAAAUGCUAAAAUUUUAAUUACUUUUAAAGCAAUUAAAGCCAAUAGGCGCACCCCCACGGGCUGUGCGGUUCAUUUCCACCCUUUUUCAGACGCGCAGGACGUCUUCCGGCCGAGAUAGGUAGGUAGGUAGAUCUGCCUGGCAGAUUUCCGGUUUUGGUCAUGGUGUAUGGUACCGUCCCCCCCCCCCCUUGGCCGUUACCUAUUCGUAUACGAGCUGUAGCUCUUGGAAGGGGGGGGGGGAAGACGCGUCUUCUCGCGGCCUGCUUCAGGCGAAAACUGAGCUUGAACUUGACGCCGUAUAGCACGGGUCCCGUGGACCCCUGGGAUAAUUAAUCUUAAGCUUAGGUCUUUCUUCUUGGGUCUUGUUCUUUUGUGUAUUCUUGGGUGGGCGUCCUAGCCCGAGCCUGAUCCCGUCGGCGCCACCUCCGUCUACCGUCUGGUGGCCUUCCUCUCGCGUCCACUCCGGCUUCUUCCGCUGACGACGAACGACAACUCCAUAUCCUCCUCCGAGACGAUCGCAGCCGCGUGCACGAGGUACUGCACGUCGACGAGCUCCACAAAGACGGUUGAAAGACCUUCUCCGUACCUUGAGGCGCCUCGACGCGACGCUCGAGCGAGUAGCAGACUGCGGCUCGCUGCGACAACUUUGCGUUGUUCCGUCUCAUCACUCCCAAGAAGAAGUAUAGUUGAGCACCAAAUUACCAGGGUAAUUACCGGCAAUGGUAAUUACCGGUAAUUACCGACCCUGAGAUUUCGCUACCGGGUAAUUGCUCAACUAUAAGAAGAAGCGCGUCGCCGGCUCCUUCGUACGUUAUCGCGGCCUUCUUCGCCGUCGACCGCUCCCGAUUCCUUAUUCACCAGAAAUAUACGACAGGACCAGGGGGUCUGCAGCCGGACCCGUCCUAGAGCAACUUGGACAGCCGACGCCACCCUCGGCCCGAGACCGUCCCAGGAGGAAAUAACUUGGUCUUGCUUUGGGGCCACGUCGUCUACAGCGUCGGACCAGCGAGGUACAGAUCGUCACCGGGGGUCAAGCGCUGGAGUCUUGGAGCCAACCCGACACAUCAACCUCUUUUGGGGGUGUGCCAGUGGGGCUCUAUAGACGGCGGCCCGAGGCGAGGACUAUAUUCAGUAGGACGAGGGAGGAAGCCGGUUACUGAGGCGAGGUACGGCGGCGGGAGGGGUAGGCACGCGCGUCAGGCCUCACGGUCGGGCGCGGCGGCCUUCUUCUUCGACUUCUGCGCGGGGAUCAUGGAUUUUGGCAUGAGCAAAGCGGUCGUUGACGGACGGGCUAUCUGGGUCCGCCGACGGCGGAAACUACGACGAAGGAAAACCAUGGACCGGUGAGUCGACCGUUGCGGGCGCGGAUAUGAAGGCACCUCGCGGGACGCGGGAGUCUGACCUUCUUCUUUUUGCGGUUGGCCGUCGCCGGCGCGUCCGCCGCCCCGCCGGCGGCGGCGGGCGGCGGUGCGCUCGAGUCGGCCGGCGCGUCGAUUGGCGGCGCGGGCGGCGCGCCGUCCGCGUCCAGGAGCUCCCGCGCCGGCGGUGGCAGGCCGCCCGUGUCGGCGCAGUAGCGCAGGAAGCCCAGGUAGGCGCGGCGCACGGCCUCGUCGGUCUGGCGCGCGUAGAGCUCGAGGCCCGCGAUCUCGUCGGGCGCGCGGCCGUAGGCCGCGCCGUCGACGCCGACCUGCACCACGAGCAGCGUCAUGUUGUCCUUGGAGUGCAGGUCCCGCAGGCACGCGCCCAGCACGCGCGCGCAGACGUCGCCGACGUCCGCGCCGCCGUCGAGCGCCGCCGCGACGGCGCGGCAGAGGCCCUCGUUGCUCAUGACGUCGAAGACGCCGUCGCAGGCCAGGAUCAGGAGGUCGCCGGCGCGGAGCUCCGCGCCGUAGAACUCGGGCGCGCAGCUCACCUUCUGGUCGCCGGGCGCGAGCCGCCCGUCGGCCUUGUAGGCGAAGUCGCCCAGGCCGCGCGACACGGCCAGGUUCCCGUCGAGGCGCGCGACGGCCGGCGGCGCCGCCGCGGGCCGGCGCGCGGCGUCGGCGUCGCUCACGAAGCCGCCCGCGCGCCUGCGCGCAGAAUCGGUCGGCGCGUCGCGCGCGCCGCCCCCGCGACGGACGCGCCGCGACGAUCCGAUCUCUGCGCCGCCGCGCGCGCGAUGCGAGCGAGCUCGUCGGGCCGGUCGGGCUUGUGGUCCUCGCUCGCGACGAGGGUCUCCGCGCCGCCGGCGCCCGGGCGGAAGAGGAGGCCCCGGCUGUCGCCCGCGUUCGCGACCCACGCGUCCCAGGUCGGCGCGCCCGCGCCCGCCUCCUGCGGCCGCCGGCGCAGGCCCGCCACGACGCACGUCGUGCCGCUCUGGUCGCGCUGGACGGCGGGGACCGUCCGCAGCCACGCGUCCGUCUCGACGAACGCGGCCGUCACGGCGGCCUCGUCGAGCGCGCCGCCGGCGGCGGUCGCGCGCCGCAGCGCCGCCGGCAGGCGGUCGUGCGCCGCCUCGCGCGCGGCCGCGCGGCCGCCGUGGCCGUCGAGCACGCCGAAGAGGCUCGUGCCGUCCUCGCCGCCGUCGGCCACGAAGUGCGCGUCCUCAUGGUCCGCGCGCCAACCUUGCAUCUCCGCGGCCGCGCCACGCCAGCCGGCGCCGCCGCAGCGCUGCACGCGGAUCAGCUCCACCGGGGCCGAGCUGAUCUGCCCCAUUUCGCUUUGGCUGAAGCCGGUGGAAGUCUUCGGGGUUUAGAGACGUCGCGCGGCGGCUCGUUGCUCGGCCGCGGCGUUUUUGGUCAGUGGAGCGGUGGAAGCCUUUGCGGUACAACCGAGCGCGGCGCCGGCGCGCGGGCGCCCGCAGCUUCUCUUGCGCUUGAAUCGCGCGAGCAGACAAUCUUCAGGCGCAUAAGCCCAAUUGGAUAAGUGUAGGCUCCAGGAGGGGCUUAACCAUAUAGACAGGCGUUAAAGGGUAAAUUAUAGUAUGGGGGAAGCCUUAAGCCAAAAUAUGUCAAUAUAGAGAGCGACUUUGCAGACACCCCCUAUUUCGAGCCCGCGUGCGCGCAUAAGCCCAAUUGGAUAAGUAGCCAUAUGGCGAUCUCAUAGGAUGGACCUCGGUCGCCGCCUACACCGUAUUCGGGGAGAUCGUGGCCGGAAGUAGAAUUCUGGUUGCUGAAUAUCCUUCAAAGCCUGGAGGGUCUGGUAUUUGGUACAUAUUGCCAAAUGGAAUCAAGCAAAUUGCUUUCCCCAAGGCAGAGCUAGAAGCCUUUUUUAAAAGCCAGAAUUUGGACAUAGAAAUCCAAGUGAAUGAUGGUGCUGAAUUCGAGCGAUUGAUUUGGACAGAAGAGGAUUUUACUACGUUAUCCCUGGCGGCGGCGGCGUAACCCGGUGAUGUCAUUAUCGUCAUUAUCGUCAUUAUCGUCAUUAUCGUCAUUAUUUCCAUUUGCACAAGCACAUGCUUUCGCCAAGCUUUUGUACAGGAGACAAGAGAUUUCAAAAACACUGGCACUCAGGCUCUUCCGAAGUUCGUCAGUAGUAGGCGGAACCUUGUGGGCCCAUAACCUAGCAAGAGUAUGUCGCAGCGUUAUGUAAAGUAGCAGGGUCCUAGCUCGCCGCCAGAGGCUGGGCCAAACCCGCUACGAGAGUGUUUUAUUAUAAACUGGUUUACACUGGGGCGUUAUUAAGUCUCCAGAGUAGAGUACCGUAGGCCAUAGGCAGACGGCAGCUUUUCAAACUCAAGUUAGCCUCUUAAGCGGGAGCCCGGUGGAGGGGCCGGCGCCAAAAAAUCGCCAGCGGAGGUCACACUCUCGCGACCGCAAAUUUGACGCAGUAAAUCCAGUCGGGCAAAGAUAUUAUCAUUCAAAAAACACAUCGCGAGAAAACAUGGAGGAGCCGGAAGAUGCCGGCGCGCUUCCCGGCCGCUGGGUCGAGGUGUACUGGGCCGGCGAAGCGCAAUGGUAUCUCGGCAAAAUAGAGGCGGAGCGCGAUGCCAAGCUCAAAAUCGCCUAUACUGAUGGGGAAACGCACUAUCAAAUAUUGCAGGAAGAACCAUUCCGCGCCGGCGCCGACGUGCCGUGCGACAGCGGCGACGGCGAGCCCUGGCGCCCGGCCGAGCCGGCGCCGCCCAAGAAGCGCGCGAAGACCACGACCGCGGCGCCCGAGAGGCGCGCCAGGACCACGGAUUCGGCGAAGCCCUGCGGCCCGCCCGAGGACCAGCGCCUCUGCAAGCUCGUUUACCAGUUCCUGUACCACCGCGCGACGACGCGGCGCCUCAUGUACCCGUCGGAAGCCGUCGUGAGCGCCGACGGCAAGGCGCUCCCGGCAGCGGUGUUGCCGAAGGCGGGCAAAGACGGCUUCGACCACGGCCCGCUGAUUCAGAGCCUGUGCAAGAUGGGCAACGUCGGCCGGGGCCUCGACUCGGGCACGGUCACGAUGGGCGACUUCGUCCGCGCGAAGCUGGAGCACGCGGGGAUAGAACAGGGCAGCGACGCCUGGGUCGGCCAAGCCGUAUUAAUGUGCGUCCACGAGAUGGACAACUGGCUCCUCGGCGUGAACAAGGCCUGGACGGCGACGACGCCGGAGGGCGGGUUCCGCGCACCGUCGAAAUUCGGCGGGCUCGGCGGCGCGAACUUUCCGUCGUCGCGCGAGGAGGUCGUGAGCUUCGUGGCCUUCGCGGAGCGCCUCUGGGACCUCGACACGCCGAAGUUCGCGGGCUCGUUCCAGAACCAGGGCAAGCGCCUGUUGAAGUACCUGCCGGCGCGCCUGUACGAAAUCGACAAGGUCGUCGCGGCGUUGAGGGCGGCCCGGUCCUGGAAGGACGCGUGCAAAGCGGUCUUGACCUUGUCCGGCGUCGGUGAUUACGUGGGAGGACAGGCCUUGUGCACGUUCUUCUUCGGGGUCUGCGAGGGCGACGUCUCGAGAUUUGCGCCGAACCUCGACGCCACGACGAUGAAGUCGUUUUGCCUGUGCGGGCCGGGCCCGGAGGGCGUCGUAAAAAAGAUGUGGGGGGGCGUGCAGCUCGGCAAGAGCGAGGCGGUAAAACGCCUCGCGUGGUUGGCCGAGAACUCCGAGGCGCAGUUCCAGGCGCUGGGGCUGCGCUUCCCCUUCCAGCGGGACGCCGACGGCGCGCGCAAGCGGCUCACCGCGGUGGACCUGGAACAUGCGUUGUGCUACUUCUCGCGCUACCUCUCCGCGCACGAUUCCCUGAAGGCCGCCGGCGCGCGGAUCGUCUACGACAAGCUCGCGGGCCCCAUCGCCCGCGACGAGUGCCCGCGGCCGUCGAUCAAGUGGUUCGCGAAGCUGAAAGAGAAAACGGCCGCCGAGCGCUGCGACAAGUGGCUCGCGGACGCCGAGGCCGGCUUCCAGGAGGCCUUCACCUCGUAG